This is a messenger RNA of Theileria equi strain WA, 441 nucleotides long. RefSeq lists its product as hypothetical. The transcript has a single exon. The coding region runs from base 1 to 441 and encodes 146 amino acids. The record is from RefSeq and is a predicted model, not a curated record. Lineage: Eukaryota; Apicomplexa; Aconoidasida; Piroplasmida; Theileriidae.
AUGAGCAAAUCAAAACUUGGUAGCUUUCUAUCGAGUAAGUAUUUGUGUGAUCCUUAUAUUCAACUAUUGCAUUGUAAACGAACUGUUCGAUUUCUGAAGAUCGCAAAGGCAGACGGCGCUCGUAUGCUAAUUUUGGGCAAUAAACAUCGACAUAGCGUCAAUCUUGGACCUCUCCUAAGCCAUUCAUAUAAAGAAACUAUCAAAGUCACACCCGAGGUAUUAAUUAACGCCCCGGGAUCUCACGACCUGAUCUUGUGCUUCGACCCGGUCUUUUACGCUAGACAUUUGUACAACGUGAAUUUACCUCGUAUAGCCAUCUGCACAUUCGACGAUCUGUAUCAGCACAGAGACAUACCAGACGCAUUUGACUAUUUAAUUCCCUUGAGGGAUGAACAAUCGGAUGUAUCAAUAUUAGAUUCUAUAACGGAAGAAGAGAAUUAG